Messenger RNA from Paramisgurnus dabryanus, 1942 nucleotides. RefSeq lists its product as uncharacterized. The record is from RefSeq and is a predicted model, not a curated record. NCBI's taxonomy places the organism in Eukaryota, Metazoa, Chordata, Actinopteri, Cypriniformes, Cobitidae.
AAUCUGCUUGAUUACUAUCCCUUGCCUGAGUACACUGUCCAUGACACAUCACUGAUAAUUCUUCAUCACUCUUUCCCUUUAGUCCAGAAUGAUGGCGAAUCUGAGUGAAGAAAUCAAAGAGAUCAUCUGCAAAACCUUGCCAAAUCUGUCUGAAGAGACCCAGUUGCAAAUAAUAUCGAAACUUCAGAGCUCCGGCUGUGAGUCAAAAGAAGACUUAAAAUAUGUACAACAGGAAGACAUUGCUGAUCUGUUACCUGUUAUCCAGCGCAGAAAACUCCUGGAUGCAUUCAAAUUAGAAACCGAGACAGUUACCUUGGAUUUACAAGUUAUUCCAACUUCGUCAACACUGAGUAGUGAUUGGUCGGUGUCUGGUUCUUCAUCACCAACAUUAUGCACUCCGCCUAAUUCUAGUUCAUCGCACAUAUGGUCGAUUUUGCCAUGUUCAAGCCAGGCUAGCUCAUCGCACAUAUCGGCCAUUUCGUCAUGUUCAAGCCAGGCAAGAAACAGCGAGCCAAGCAAUAGACCUUCCACAUCUCAGGUACUGAAAACAUGGCCAGAAACAUUCCAGGUCCCUUGGGAACAAAUGCCACAGGAAAUUCGUUCUGCAAUUGCAAAUGAAAAGAGACCUAAACCCGUGGAGCGACGCCAGAUGGUACGAGUACUCGCGGAUGAAAUGAGAAGGUAUGAAGCUAACCCCACUCGCGCACAAUGCCUAACUGUGGUUCGAAAUAUCAUCAGGCAGUACCCAAAGAGUUUUGCUGAUAUUGCACCAGAUGGGUCACUUCUGUGUGGAGGUUAUACAUCACUUUUGAUUCAAUUAAAAAACCGCAUUGAGAAUGUGAACCGUGAUGGAAGCUUCUCAUACCAUCGAUCCUCUACACGCAAAAGGGGUCCAACUGACACUUAUAGAUGUACACGAUUUCAGCCAGAGCUACCUCCAGAAGAAACUGAUGACACUGUGGAGCAGCACCGCCAGAGACUGGAGGAGAUUUACAGACAGGAGGGUGCAGGUGGAGCAGAAAGAGCAGAAGUUAAAAAUCUAACGGAGCUCACAUUCUCUCUACAACGUCGCCAUAUAAAUUCACUUCCACCACCUGACAUUGAAGAUUUGAAAAGCAAAUGGCAUUUUCUUUUCAUGCCAAGGUAUAUAUACGCGCAUUUUGAGUUGCUCACAGACAUUAAUGUGCUUCGUAGCUUAGAACUCAGUAUGGAGGAAUGUGGAAGACCCAUCACAGAAUACCUCAGGGGAAAACCUACCAACAAGGAUGUCAAGGAUAUCCUUUCUAAUGGUGUAGAUAAUGAGAUGGCACUUUGUGUUGUUCAGCUGCUCAUGGCACACUUUGGAGAGGACAUAACCGGGUUGAUACUUUUUACAGAUGUGUCUGCCACUGCAGCUGACAUUGAAGCAACUCUGCGUCUUCCUGCAAGUCCUCGCCUGAUACUGCCUGUUUCAGGUGCAACAGGACAAGUAACAAUAAAGGGAUGGAUGAUCAGCUUAGAGGGCCGUGUUAUCUCUGAGGGCAUCACACCAACAUUUUUAACAGGACUUGCUGCUAUAUUUGCAAUCUAUUACAUAUUGAACCUUCAGUAUCAGGAUGAGGAAGCAUGCACUUUGGAAUUCAUUCAGAGGCGCUUCAUUGGUAUUAAUCCAGAAAGAGGGACAAAGGCGAAAAGGGGCAAGGUGGUCUCCAAGAAGAAAGGUGUGAUUGUCCAGAAGAAGUCUUCUGCGGUCAAUACUCAUGUCGCCAUGCUGCUUAAGAAUCUACUUGAUUUUGAAUGGAACUUCAUAUAGAUCGUGGCAGCACUGGAAUAAUGGAACAGCAGCUAUACCAAAGUGAUGGUCUUUAGACCUAACAGUUUCAUCCCUAAAUGUUUUAAUUGAUACAUCCUGCCAAAACGUUCUACAAUCGUUUCAAAAUGUUCAUUAGUAUGUUUUCAAAAU